AUGCUAUCGGCAAAAGACGAACGGCCGUGGGUGGACGGAAACUCGGCAAUCGCGCGGACGUUGGAAAUGAUGGCCGACAAAGAAGGACAGGCGGCGAAGAGAAUGCGGGCGAUCGAGGAAGAAGCGGAGAAGAAGCGGCGAAGUACGAAUUCCCCGUUUUCCGUAUUCACAACCGUCCAAUUGCAGAACAACUCGAGUUCGGCGGCGACGACGUGACAGAAGUACGGCACGCGGAGUUCAAUCAGACGACGUUGCGACUCGUCAACGAAUUCAUCGAGCGUACAAGCCAGCCGGUGACGAUCGUCAAUCUGAACAGCUUCCUCGAGCUCUUCAGACAUCUCAAUCCCAUGGCCAACGUGCCCACCGUACCAGAAGUGGUCAGUUUUUGAAAAAAAUGCGUACUUUGAACCAUUUUUUGAUUUGUUAUAAUCUAAUCCAGUGACAUCUUCUGUGAUCGGGCUGAAACCAUUACAGAACAGAAAGUUGAAAAAAAAUCUUAAUAUGAAUUCAGAAACAAUACCAAGAAAAAAACGAGAAGAAGAGCGCCUGAACCCGACGCCGAUUUCGUGCAUAAUCUGCGAGACGGUCGGCACAGAAGAGGAGACCAUUUCGCUGGAGACCGACGACGCGGCCCUCUUCCUCACCGCCACCAUCAUUGGCGCCAAUCGAGACAGGAAGGAGGCGACGAGGAAGAUCCUGGGAGUGAGUCUCCGUGUCUGUACGUGGCACGUCAAACAAGUGGUAAUGAGAGCCGGUGAAGUUCAGCCCGCAAAUUCCCAUAUUUUGUAGUGCUCGAUGAUUAUCACUGGUCUCAAACUCGACGAAUCCACGAUGAUUACGGAGGAAAUUCCGAUGGAGAGAUUGGCCGAAUGGUGUAUGAUUUAUAAAAAGAUCAAGGUAAAGCUCUAUUAUUAUAAAUUCCCAAAACCCGAUUUUUCAGACUUUGAAAGAGCGCCACGAAGACGAGGAUUUCACUGUCAUUUCCUUCAAACAUUUUGUAGACGAAUUUCUGAACAAGUUCUUGCUCACGGAGAAAAACGAGAACUAUCACUGGCCAGUGUUGGACACUUCGUCGCCCGAUAAUUCAUUAGCCGGAGAGAUUGAAGAGCCGGUGCACUUGGCGGAACGAGAGCAUUCGGCGAGAGAAUCGGAGUCUCCGGCGCUGUCGGAAGACAUGUUUUCAGAGGAUCUGGGAUACGUUCCCAAGCCCGAAAGAGAGUCAGUUUCUCCUGAAUUCUUUCCGGAAGAUGCUCCAGAACCUUUACGAGAACCUUCUCCGGAACCACUGCCAAUUGCCGCUCCGGUUGCUCCGAAACCAACCAUUUACACGCUUCCGAACGGCAAGAAAGUGAUGAAGUUGUCCUCUGUCGUGCCGAAUGGACAAGUCGGAAGGAAACUGAUUCGCUACCGAGUGAAGAGAGUUGUUCCUCAUUCCUCCGAUCACCCGUCGACGUCGGAACUAGAACCGGCGAUGAAGAGGCCGAAGAUCGAGAGCGCCGACGAUUGGAUUAGCAGCUUUACUGAGAAAGAAGUGAAGCAAGAAGAAUCGAACUGA
Molecule: messenger RNA, 1555 nt
Organism: Caenorhabditis sp. 36 PRJEB53466
Lineage: Eukaryota; Metazoa; Nematoda; Chromadorea; Rhabditida; Rhabditidae
Source: the annotation of a GenBank genome assembly